AGACCUGAAGCGAGCAGCAGAGAAGACGCUAGCUGUCUUAGCUAACCGUCAGAGAGAACCGAUCACCGACCGUUUCUCCGGUGAAACGUGAACGAAACGGCCUGACUUCGAUGAGCUGACAGCCGGCAGGCAGCCGAGAGUUUGGCCGUUAGUACCGAUGGAGUUAAACACGGAAAGCCGGUCUCCCCGCGAGGAGCGGGAGCUGGAAGACGGAGAGAUCUGCGACGAUGACACCGAGGAGAGCGCGCCGCUCCGGCGGGGGGAGGGGAGCCGGAGCAGGGCCGCUCGGGGCCGCGGCCGCGGCGCUUCUCAACGGGCGCGAAAACACCACCAACGCCCGCACAUGCCGCCUCACAUGGGCCACCCCCCGCCAGACUUCCGACACCUGAUGCCCCCGUACAACCGCGGUCCUCACGACCCGUUCCCCAUGGGCCACCGGCAGCAGUGCGGGCCGAGCGGGCCCGAGCGGCCUCCUGCCGCGUCCACCGCGCCGCCGCCGCUGCCGCCACCGCCGCUGUUGCUGCUCGGGCCCCACGGAGCCCCCAACCCGAGGACCAGCUUCUGGGAGCGGAGCCACGGCGCCCUGGGCCGGUUCCGACACCGGGCCAUGCCGAACGGUGGCCGCGGGGGAUGGAAUCGGGGCGGCGGGAACAGCCGCGGUCCCCCCGGGGCUCGGUACGGGUCCGCGGAGAGUCACGGUAACAAGGACUCGCCCUCGAGGAAACAGAAGCCUUUGGGGAGGACCGGGGGCAGGAGACCGGGUCACAGUGUCUCCAGACCAGAGACCAGUGUGGACGAGUCCUUCGAGGACCUCCUGUCCAAGUACAAGCAGAUCCAGCUAGAGCUGGAGUGCAUCCGCAAGGAGGAGACCUGGGCCCUGGAGCCCAGAGGGGACAAGAGACCAGACCCUCCUGCCAGUGUUACAGACAUCACACCAGAGCCUCCGGAUCCGGGUCAGUUCCCGGUUCAGGCUCAGGGUCCGGCUCAGGUCCUUCCUCAGGUUCCAGCUCAGUGUCAGAGUUCGGCUCAGUUCCCAGCUCAGGGUCUGGGUCCAGGUGCAGCUUCAGGUCCUGCGGAGGAAGCGGCCCAGCUGGAGGAGAAGGAGAACAAAGUGUUCCAAGCGUUCAACAUCAGACCUCUACGCCAGAAGCUGCCGCCGCCCGCCAUCCUGGACGAGCUCAAGAACCCGUCUGACGAGAACCAGAAAGACCCCCCCACCCCCGCCGAACCCGGACCUGGACCGGGACCCGGCAGGGACGGUGAAGAACAAGAGGAAGUAGCUGCUGGAACAGAAGCAAAAGCUGAAGAAGAGUUGUCGGAGGAGGAGAAGACGGCGUGCGUGUGCAGCGGCGGAGAGGAGACUCUGAGAGAGUCAUCAGCCUCCAGCGAGGACUCGGUCCUCUCUCCUGACAAGGUGGGGGGGCGGGUGGAGGAGGAGGAGCUGUCGGAGCUGCAGCUCCGCCUCCUGGCCCUGCAGUCAGCCAGUAAGAAGUGGCAGCAGAAGGAGCAGCAGGUGAUGAAGAGGAGCAAAGACCGCUUCACUAGGGUGGUGCAGGAGAAGAAGAAGGGCGCCGAGGCCCCGCCCCCCAGCAGGCAGAGGGUCACCACCAGGUCUGCAUCCGCCGCCGCCGCUGCCUCCGCCGCUGCAGACCGCAGCAGAACCAGGUCCAAAACCCUGGACCAGGACAAGGACCGGGACCGGAGCAAGGCCGGGCCCAGACCUGCAGACAGAGACCGGGACCGGCCCAAAGCCAGCCCCAAACCAGGCCCCAAACCAGGCCCCAAGGCCCCCCCAGAGAGACGCAGCGCUGCCUGGAAGACCCCCACGGCCAAGAAGAUGAUCAGUCCCGGCUCUGCAGCCAAGCAGGCCUUCAGGAAGCAGCAGCUGAGGACGUGGAAGCUGCAGCAGCAGAGGGAGCAGGAGGAGAAACGGCGUCAGGACGAGGAGGAGCGACGCAAACGAGAGGACGAGAUCAGACGCAUUCGAGACCUGUCCAAUCAGGACGAGCAGUACAACCGCUUCAUGAAGCUGGUGGGGGGCAAGGCCAGGACGCGCAGCCAAUCCAGAGACCGAGAGCACAGGAAGUCGGCGGGGAAGCAGGGUCUGGACGCCUCGGGGAACCUCUACCAGUACGACAACUACGACGAAGUCGCCAUGGACACGGACAGUGAGACGGGCUCGCCAGUGUCGUCUCCGAGUCACAGCUCUCUGCCUCCAGACGACCCGGCAGCGUUCCCUCGCCUGGCGCUCUACCCCCCCGACUGCCCUCCGUUAGGACCGGACUUGUGUCAACAGUUCCUCCCCCCCCGGCUUCACCCCCCUCCACCCCCUCUCCCCCCUCCCCCUGACGAGGCGGAGCCUCCACCCAAACCGCCCUUCGCUGACGAGGAAGAGGAGGAGGAGAUGCUUCUCCGGGAGACCUGCCUCAUGUCCAUGGCCAACAAGAGAGUUACUGCUCCAGAGGUAGGACAGACCAGCACACGGACCCGGGCUUCUUACGGCCCGCGGGCCACAUCCGGCCCUUUGUGCGCCCCUGUCCGGCCCGCUGGCGCCCUGGCAGCGUGGUGUCCUCUGCUGAACUUGUUGCUGCGUGACGGAGCGACGGCGUUUAAACUGAAGGCGCUCAGGUUCCCUCUGAUUGGCUGCUGGACGGCUUCCGCCGGCGGACAGCUGGGGGACGCAGGGCUGCUGGAGAUCUGGUCCUGGAGACCGAAACCACAGCGGAAGGUGCACCGCGUGGAGCACCGCGUGUCCAUGAAGAAGGAGGUGGCGGUCCGUCUGGAGCAGGACCUGAGUCAGCUGACUGGAGCCAGGGGAUCCAAACGCAGGACCGAGUCCAGCAUCAGUCUGCCUGUGAGGAAGGUCCAGCGAGUGGACGAGCGUCACUUGUCCGAGCUGAUGUCCCAGAAGCAGCGUCUGCAGCAGCUGGAGUCCGAGUACGCUCUGAAGAUCCAGAAGCUGAAGGAGGCCCAGGCCCUACACCACCGGGCGGGGGGUCUGGCUCCGCCCCCCACGCCGGCCCCCCAGAGCCUUGCCCCGCCCCCCUCCCCGCUGCCGCAGCCCUCGCUGCACGACCUCACGCAGGACAAGCUCACGCUGGACAGCGAGGACGUCCCGGAGCUCGAGGACUCUGAGACGCCGGCGGUCGUUAAGGCAACUCGCAGGAACUCGCUGCGUCAGUCCAGCUUCACCAAACCGCACCUGGAGCAGGCGGGGGGGGGGACGGCGGCUAAAGACGCCAAGACGCCGGGUAGCGAUGUCCCCCCGGUGGCCGACGGGGGCCCCUCGGUAGCGGGUGGGGGCCCUGCAGGUGUGGGCCCUGCGUGCGGAGGGCCCCCGGCGGGCUCUGGUCCGGGGCCUGCGGAGGCGUUCCCCGGCCUGGACGUGGCCCUCCUGCGGCGGUGCUACCGGCAGCAGGUCCGGCUCGGGGAGCUGCUGCAGGCCGAGCUGAGCACGGUGGAGGAACCGCUCCACGCCACCGCCGUCACCAUGGGGACGGCAGUCUCAGUGGAGAUGGACACAGCUACCAGCCAAUCAGGGAGCUCUGAUCUGAAGCCUGUCCCCUUUGGGUCCUAUCACAGUCCCCUGCUUGUCUUCAGGUCCUACAGGUUCAGUCCCUACUACAGGACCAAGGAGAAGCUGUCUCUGAGCUCCGUUACCCAUAGCAACACCAUCGAACCCAGGAAGUGUUUCUGUCGCUUUGACCUGACGGGGACCUGCAACGACGACGCCUGCAGAUGGCAGCAUAUGAGGAACUGCACCCUGACAGGAAACCAGCUGUUCCAGGACAUCCUGUCCUACAACCUGUCCCUGAUUGGCUGCUCUGAGUCCAGCUCGUACGAAGAUGUCAGCAACUGCACAGAGAAGUACAUGAAGCAGCUGUUGGGGGCUAACCGGGACCGGAUGGGCGUGGACCAGAAGGCCGUCCUCCUCGUCAGCAAGGUCAACGAAAGCAAACGACACGUGCCUCCCUUCACCACGUGGAAGGACCCGAGGAGCUGGCGUCCGAAGCCGUCGGCGCCGAGCGUCCCGCAGGACGAGGACGACAGCGAGGACGAGUCUGCAGGAGGACAGCUGGUUGCUGGGAGACACGACGGCGUCUCCAGCACCAGCCUGUCUGCGCUGGACGUCUGCGUCACAUCGGAGGACAAGCGCUACUUCAUCAGCGAGACGGACGACAUCUCCAACCUGGAGACCAGCGUCCUGGAGAGUCCCCGAGACACGCAGCUGUGGAUCAAACUGGCCUUCAAGUACCUCAACCAGAACGAGACGUCUCCGGCGGAGGGUCUGGAGGCGGCCCUGAACACGCUGUCCCGCGCCCUGGAGAGUAACUGUGACAACCCCGAGGUGUGGAGCCACUACCUGUCCCUGUUCUCCCGGCGGGGGAGCCGUGAGGAGGUGCAGGAGAUGUGUGAGAUGGCCGUGGAGCACGCCCCCCACUACCAAGUCUGGUGGAACUACCUGAAGCUGGAGAGCUCCUUCGAGGGGAAGGACUACGUGUGCGAGCGCCUGCUCCACUUCCUGGUCUCCGAGGCGUCCUCUGGGGUCACGGACAAGCUGUCCUUCCAGCUGAUGGAGGCUCUGCUGUACCGAGUCCAGCUGAACCUGUUCACCGGUCGCCUGGACCGGGCCCUGGCUCUGCUGCAGACGUCCCUUAAGGCGGUGCAGCAGCCCAGCGUGGCGGACCUCCUGCAGCCCAGAGACCGGGUCCUGGUCUGGCUCUGCUACAUCCACCUGACGGAGUUUGAGCGGCUGCCGUCCGGCCUGCAGGACCCGGCCGAGUCGGGUCCGUCCCGCCUGGUCCGCAGAGACAGCUUCCUGCUGCCCUGGAGGACGCCACAGGACGUCCGCACGCCGCCGGACAUCCUCAUCGCGCUCUUUCAAGACGGUGUCCGUCAGUGCAGUGAUGAGUCUGUGUCUCCGAGCGAGAGGACGCUGGCCUGUCUUCCUCUUCACACCAACCUCAUUGUCCUCAACACGCUGCUGGGCAGGUUUGACGAGGGUGUGUCUCUGUGUGAGUCUCUGCUGCGCUUCUGUCCCGAGUCGUGUACUCUGAGAGACGUUUUGGCCGAGCUCCACAUCAGGAGGGGGGAGAGUGACCAGGCGGUCAGCAUUUGGCUCCACGCCCUGGCAGAGUGUCCCAACAACGCCGAGGUCUUCUACCACUCGGCCAAGUUCCUCAUGGCUCAGGACAAGUCGAGCGCCAUCACUCCUCUGUUCCGAGGAUUCAUCCUGUCGCUGUGCGAUGACGAGCAGAGUCAGAAGAAGCCUGUGGACGUCCUGCGACACAUCCUGGGUUUCCCCACCAAGGAUCUGCUGAGACGGCCAAUCAGCAGCGAGCUGCAGGAGACGCUGAGUCAUCAGAUGCCAUACCUCCACCUAAUCCACUGUCGCUGGCAGUGGCUGCACGGCUCCGUGGAGGACGCAGUGGACGCCUUCGAGAGAGCGCUGGGGAUGAACAUGCAACGGGACGAGCUGCAAAAGCUCUGGAUGGAUUACCUGGUGUUCAGCAGCAGUCAGUCCAAGCGGUUCUUAGACCUGGUCCAGCGGUGUCUCAGCACCGUCCCGUCCCGUCUCGUUGUCCCCUUCAACCCGGCCGAGUUCUGGAGCUGCUACAGCUUCCACAACAAGGUGGUGACUCUCUACCUCAGCUGUCUGCCGCAGUCCCAGCAUGCACAUGUUCUGGAGAGGCUGAGAUACGCCAUGCCCAACAACAUUGAACUAGGCCUGAGGUACACACACACACACACACACACACACACACACACACACACACACACGUGUGUGUGUGUGUGUGUGUGUGUGUGUGUGUGUCUCUGUGUGUGUGUUUUCAGAUCUCCAGAAGAUGAAACCUGUCUUCUGGUCAGCCCCCCCAACAGAGCUCUGUCUCAGUCCUUCGAGAACCUUCUGGACGACAACAACUUUGGACUCGUUAAUAAGUUCAGGAAGGACCCGUACGUCACCACCCUGGGGGGCUUCUCCAAAGUCACCAACUACAUCUUCGAUGCGUUCCGGGGGACGGAGGAGCAGCACCAGCGCCCCCCCGAGGAGGUGGCCUUGCACCAGCGCCCCCCCGAGGAGGUGGCCCUGCUGAGUGAGGUCAUCCCGGGGCUGGAGAUCAACCGGCAGGAAGAGCCCGGCUUUGAGGUCAUCACCAGGAUGGACCUGGGUCCCAGGCCGGAGGUAUCACGGCGGCCCCCCAUGUCAGCAGAGGACUGGACCAAACACCAGGAUCCAGAGGGGAGGAUGAUCAGCGUCUUCAAGCUCAAGAAACUCGUCUUCAGAGGGGUCAUACUGCAGUAUAUUUCUCCAGAGAUGAAUACUGCAGUAUUUUUCUCCAGAGAUGAGUACUUCAGGAUGAAGCUGCAGUGGAAGUCGGUCAGUGAGGAGCAGGAGAGGAGGAACUCCAGACUGAGAGACUACAGGAGUCUGAUAGAGAAAGACGUGAACCGGACAGACAGAACCAACCGGUUCUACGAAGGCGUGGACAACCCGGGUCUGGUGCUGCUGCACGACAUCCUGAUGACCUACUGCAUGUACGACUUCGACCUGGGCUAUGUCCAGGGGAUGAGUGACCUGUUGUCUCCCAUCCUUUACGUGAUGGAGAACGAGGUCGACGCUUUCUGGUGUUUUGUCUCCUUCAUGGACCAGAUGCACCAGAACUUCGAGGAGCAGAUGCAGGGCAUGAAGACUCAGCUGAUCCAGCUCAGCACCCUGCUCCGGCUGCUGGACCUCACCUUCUGGAACUACCUGGGUGCGUAGACCCAUAUUCA
Molecule: messenger RNA, 6774 nt
Organism: Etheostoma cragini (Arkansas darter)
Lineage: Eukaryota; Metazoa; Chordata; Actinopteri; Perciformes; Percidae
Product: zinc finger C3H1 domain-containing protein-like
Exons: 35
Coding region: 158-6763 (2201 amino acids)
Biological process (GO): RNA processing
Cellular component (GO): nucleus; exosome (RNase complex)
Molecular function (GO): protein binding
Source: RefSeq, a predicted model, not a curated record